Messenger RNA from Cheilinus undulatus (humphead wrasse), 865 nucleotides. RefSeq names its product calcium and integrin-binding protein 1-like. The transcript has 7 exons. The record is from RefSeq and is a predicted model, not a curated record. Lineage: Eukaryota; Metazoa; Chordata; Actinopteri; Labriformes; Labridae. Gene Ontology annotation, molecular function: calcium ion binding. The coding region runs from base 104 to 673 and encodes 189 amino acids.
GGAACACAUUGGUGCGAUACCGGAAGUACGCCAUGUAAAACUAGUCAACAGUUUGCUGAGGUAGAGUUGACAACAAAGUCGUUUUAAAGUCGACAACAUCAAAAUGGGGACUACAGCAAGUCAACUUGGGAAGGAUUUACUUUCGGAAUACCAAGAACUGACGUUUUUGACAAAACAAGAAAUUCUUCUCGCACACAAAAGAUUCACUGAACUGCUCACGAAAGAAGAGAAGGAUCUUCCAAAUACCAGAGUACCAAUGGACAGGAUUCUGACUCUGCCAGAGCUCAAGUCCAACCCUUUCAGGAAACGAAUCUGCCAUGUAUUCUCCACAUCUGAGCAGAAAGAUGGAAGCCUCACAUUUGAGGACUUCCUGGACCUUUUGAGUGCCUUUAGUGACUCUGCAACCCUGGAAAUCAAAUCCCACUAUGCAUUCCGUAUAUUUGACUUUGACGAUGAUGGAACUCUUGAUUGUGGGGAUUUGGAGAAGCUGGUCAACUGCUUGACUGGUGAGACUGAUGAAACAAGACUGACUACUGAGGAAAUGAGGCAGCUCAUUGGCAAUAUUCUCGAAGAAUCAGACAUUGACAAAGAUGGAACUGUUAACCUCUCAGAGUUUCAGCAUGUCAUCUCCAGAUCACCCGAUUUUGUCAGUUCUUUUAAGAUUGUGCUGUGAAGACCUAACAGGAUGUGGAGACCCACCACUUUUUAAAUCUUAUGGUGUUUAAUUGCAAGUAGAACAAUUUUAGAUGUUUGCCUUAAAUUAUAUUUACAUUUACUGCCUCACCGUUUUUAUGUACUGUUUGUGAAAUAUAUGAACUGUUAUUUUUUAAUUUCUUAAAAGACAAUUAAAAUGCAUCUAAAACUA